Molecule: messenger RNA, 2159 nt
Organism: Dunckerocampus dactyliophorus (ringed pipefish)
Lineage: Eukaryota; Metazoa; Chordata; Actinopteri; Syngnathiformes; Syngnathidae
Gene: ghrhrl
Product: growth hormone releasing hormone receptor, like
Exons: 14
Coding region: 195-1601 (468 amino acids)
Biological process (GO): cell surface receptor signaling pathway; adenylate cyclase-activating G protein-coupled receptor signaling pathway; positive regulation of cell population proliferation
Cellular component (GO): plasma membrane
Molecular function (GO): G protein-coupled peptide receptor activity; vasoactive intestinal polypeptide receptor activity; growth factor binding
Source: RefSeq, a predicted model, not a curated record
UCAUUUUUCCUAUCUUGUUAUGAAAAAUGCUAUCAUGUAUGCAUGUACGUACUGCUUGUGACUGUGCGGGUGUAGCUAAUGAAGUGUCUGGUGAGUACAUAAUGUAUCAAUAUAUUGUAUGCAUAUCUGUUUUUGUGCUUUUAUUCUGAAAUUUCAGACGCUUUACAUCUUCUCCCAGUUUUUGUGAGCUUGACAUGGAUCUCCCAUUAUUAAUCUUGAGAGAGGGAGAGAGAGGAGAAAGAGAGAGAGGGGCUCAGUAUCCAGAGCUGCUUCCAAGCAUGGGUUCCACUCGCCACAAGCUUGCUCCACGCCGCGUGGAUGCCAACAUGCUGCGGAUGCAAUCCAGAGGGGCUUUCCUCGCGCUCUGCUUGGCUCCUGCUGCUCUAACAAGCCUGCUGCACCCUGAAUGUGAGUUCAUAUUCCAGCUGGAGAAAGAUGAGCGCCGCUGCCUGCGCUCCAUUGCCGGGGAAGCGAACACGAGUGCACAAGGUUGUCGAGCGUUUUGGGACGCGGUGGUCUGCUGGCCUCACGCUGUGGUUGGGGAAAGUGUUCACAGAGCUUGUCCGGCCGUUUUCUCCCUCUUCAGAAACAGCACAGGCUCCGUGAGCCGUAACUGCACCGAUGGAGGUUGGUCCAGGCCCUACCCGCCGUACCACGUGGCCUGCAGCGUGGAUGAUGACAUACCUGAGACGGAGCAGAGCUACUUUGCCACAGUGAAACUGAUCUACACCAUCGGUUACAGCGUCUCUCUGCUGGUGUUGACCGCUGCUGUGCUCAUCCUGCUUCUCUUCAGGAGGCUACGCUGUGCCAGGAACUUCAUCCACAUCCAACUCUUCCUCACGUUCAUCCUGAAAGCCGCAGCAGUGUUCAUCAAAGACGCCACUUUGUUCUCAAACGACGAGACCAACCACUGCACCCUCUCCACCUUCGGCUGUAAGGCUGCAGUGGUCUUCUGUCACUAUUGCGUCAUGGCAAAUUUUUUCUGGCUCCUGGUGGAGGCACUCUACCUCAAUUCCCUGCUGCUCUCCUCAUUUUACCGCAGCAUCCCGUGCCUGUGGGGCUUCAGCCUGCUGGGAUGGGGGGUUCCUGUGCUCUUCAUUGUGCUGUGGAUUGGAUCGAGAGUGUAUUUUGAAGACACAGAAUGCUGGGACAUCAAUGAGGACUCGCUGUAUUGGUGGAUCAUCAAGGGCCCGAUUGUUGUGUCCAUUGUGCACGCACAACAAGCGUCCAUCCCAGUCAAUUUCAUGCUCUUUGUCAACAUCGUCAGGAUUCUGAUACAGAAGCUGAGCCCUCGUCUGAUCCAGUUCAACAACUCCUCACAGUACAGACGCCUGACCAAGUCCACCCUGCUGCUCAUCCCCUUGUUUGGCACUCACUACAUGUUCUUCAAUUUCCUGCCUGACUACUUCAACAUUAACCUGCGCCUCUGCAUUGAGCUCUGCAUUGGAUCCUUCCAGGGUCUGCUUGUGGCAAUCCUCUACUGCUUUCUCAAUCAAGAGGUGCAGAAAGAGGUGCACAUGCAGUGGCUAAGGUGGCAAGAGAGGAGCUAUGGCGUGGUGUCACCUGCAGCCAAGUGCAGCAUGAUGGACACACCCUUCUAGACACGCCAUGACACGCCCCCCUAAAACUUGUGACAUAACACACACACACAACUCAGCUUCCAGACUUCUUUGGGGGCUUCAUUGGUCAAACUGGAGCAAUUGGAACUAGAAUAAAGCCAUCAAUUACCGUAGUAAAUAAUAUGUUUUCCAAGACUUUUCCCGCUUUGUUCAGUUUUGAUGUAUGAUUCCAUUUGCAAUAAGGCUGAAUGUUCAUGAUUUUGUUAUAUAUUUAGGAUAUAUGCCGGAUAUUUUCUAGCACUAUAUACUGCCAUUCUAUAGCUGCUAAUGUAUUGCUCAUUGUCAACAAAAUGCAUGGCAGCUGAUUAAAAGAAAACAACAAAUUGAAAGAAAAAAUGCCUUUACGUUUAGUAUUACUCCAAUACUUGUGUUUUUGGUGUUUUUUGCCACUUUUGUUGUGCUCACAAUGGACUGUUUUAACACCAGGUGAAAAGUCAGCGCAGUUUUCCUACACUUCAUUGUGUUGCAUAAAAGCACGAUAACGUCACAUGCAGCAGCUGCAACAUGUUUUUCUGAUAAAUUGGGUUAAGGAAGCAAAUA